CCCCUCCCACUCCCCCGUGGUUGCUACGAGGUGUUCCUCUUCCCUUCGCACCUCUAGAAUCGAGGGCAUUUUCAUCGUCAAGACACGCGCUGGUUUCAUGGAUGGCAGUGGGUUAGAGUCUAGGACCUUGAGACAGUACCCAACGUUAACUUCAUUAUCAAUUGUCAGCGAGAGCACUUGCUCGGAUUUUUACUUCACAACAUUCCCUGUUCGCUUAUUACCGACUGAAUUAUAUUUGCCGUUAUUGUACUGUUAUUGUUUUAAAGUGCCUUGAGACAUGUCUUAUCCAUCUUUAGGAGGUGUGAACGGCACUCAAAUGAGUUAUGGAGGAGACCAGCAGGGCGGCUACGGUGGCCAACAACCUGGAAACUAUCCUGGAGGCCAGCCAGGUGGUUAUGGUGGAAACUAUUUUGGUGGCCAACAGCCAGGAAAUUAUCCACCUCAAAACCCGGGUGCAGGAGUGCAAGGCGGUCUCAGUCCAGAGGUUCAGCAAUGGUUCAACGCUGUAGAUAGAGAUCGAUCUGGAAAAAUUACCGCGAAAGAACUUCAAGCAGCCUUAGUAAAUGGCCAGGGAAAAAACUUUUCUGAUCAAGCCUGUAAUUUGAUGAUUGGCAUGUUUGAUAAGGACAAGUCAGGAAUGUUUGACAGAGACAAAACUGGAACAAUUGACAUUAAUGAGUUCCAACAACUUUAUAACUACAUAAACCAGUGGCUUGGCACAUUCCGCAGUUACGAUCAUGACCAAUCAGGACAUAUUGAGGAAACAGAGUUAGCUCAAGCUUUCCAGCAGAUGGGGUUCCGUUUCACUCCUGAAUUCAUCAAAUUUCUGAUAACUAAGAGUGACACUGAGAACCAUACCAAGAUUUCAGUGGACCAAUUCAUUGUCCUAUGUGUGCAGGUUCAAAGAUUCACAGACGAUGGUCUAGACUGCCAGACUAUUGGCCCCCCAUAUGAUAAAGCAAAGAGAAAACGGAAACUAAAGGAUGGAGAUGACACAUACUUGCAAAAUGGAUUGGAGAUGCCAGACAAUGUUCAAAAUGAUCAAAGUCAGGAAUCAGAUACUAGUCAUAGUAAUUAUAAUAAUAACAACAAAUUUAGGAAUGAGAAUGAAAAACUGAGGGAAGAUAUGAAUCAGCUAGUGAAUGAUAAUGUUCAGCUCCUGAAAGAAAACAAGCAAUUGCAAGACGAAAAUUGUGUCCUUGAGAGGCAAGUUAAAUUCUUGCAGGAAGAAAAUGAACGUCUUAUCAAGGAACACAGAGAUGCCCUGGAGCUGUCUUCAUGGCUUUCAUCUGCCAAAGAAAUUGUAGAAACUUUGAAAAAAAGACCUCUUCUCUUUACUAAACCAGCCAAAAAGUUACCGCCCGUAAUCCGUCCAGCUGACAUUCAAACUCGCCUUAUCAGACCGGCAGUUUCUCUCAUUAACACAGCAAGAAAUUUCUUAGAGCCUCGAAGUGCUCAGUGGAACGAUUGUGAUAUACCUCAUUCAAAUGGAACUUAUGUGUCCACCCACAUAAAGAUGGAAAGGCCAGAAGAUGAACAUCUACCAGAAGGACAGGAAUCACCAUAUCAUACUCCUCUUUUAAAUUUUGACCAAGUAGAAUUUCACUCCUCAGGGAAGGACGACUGUGAUAUACAACGUAGUGCUUUACAAGAUGUGACUGUUACUGAACCAAUAGAAGAUGAAGUAGACAGAAUAGGGAGGGAGCAACUCCUAUUCCCUGAUCCUGUAGAAGGGGUAUGUGAAUUGUGUCCUGGCUCUAGGAUAUACGUAGCUCUCUCAGCCAUGGACAACAUCCUGAGCAAAAAGAGCCAUAGUUCUGUCGCCCGUAGUUGUUUGGAAGCCAUCUUCAAAAUGCCAUAUUUGCUGUCAUGUUCGGUUCAAGGAAAUGUUGCUAAAGGGCCAUAUGGUAAACCUGAUGUACAAAGACCGUCACUUUAUAGACCUGCGGUUGAAUGUAUCCUGAAGUAUGCAAGGUUUCAUGCGGAACAAAAUUCAUGGAAGGUUGAAGAAAAUACUACUAUUAAGAAACAGAUGAAUACACGUCUUUCGGAACUAAGAAAUAUUGCUAAGUACAAAGCUCAAGCUGCAAGUGCAGAUGUUGGGGACCCUGACAGCCAACACAAGGGUUACUCAAGAUACAAAAAUAUAGUGGCAGCCCUAUCUGCUCUUCCAAUUGUUGCACAACCAUCAGCUUCAGAUGUAACUUCUGAGUCUAAUUCAAGAAAUGAUGUGAAAAAUUGUACUUCCAGAAAAGAGUUGUCGGAAUUUGCUUAACCAUCUCUUGUCCAUAUCCACAUGUAUUUUGACUAUGUUUACGAACUUGUUGAUUGAGGUGCAAUUUAGUUUUGUUUUAACUGUUUAACGGAUUCUUCUUUAAGUCAGUUCAUAGAAAUAUUAGUUUGGUGUUCUGUGGUCUGUAGUACUGAAAGACAACGUGGUCUACCAUUACCUGUACAGAGGGUAAUUAAAAUUCUGAGCAGCAUUUAAGGCUGUAUUGCCUUAAAAGAAAUAACAGAGAACAUACCAACUGUUUGACCCUGGUUUAUACCACUAAAGUAGCAUUUAUUCCUGAACACUAAAACAUUUUUGAAACUACAGCAGGCAGAAAUAACCUGUAUAAGAUAAAUCUGUUGUUUGUUAUCUGUUUUAUCUCUUAAGAUGAUACAGCCAAUUGUAACUCAGUCUUAAGCAUUUCUCUAAUUUUUAAACAUGAGUCUGCAAUAGCUUUCUUAUUUGACUUAACUUUCUUUACUUUUGAGAUGCGUUUUAUUUUAAUGUUCAGGGGGGACAUCUUCUUGGGUCAGUCCUUAUCAAGUUUUCCCAGCACUCUCAUAUCAUAUCCUUACAACUGUGUGCAAAUCCCAAAUCGAAUUUUUCUAGAAAUGUGUGCCUUACCAACUUAAUUAAAAUUUAAAAAGGCAAUGUGAUUUUCUGAAGCAUGUACCAAAUCAUUUCAUGUAUUAUAUUCCCGACGUCUUAGUUACCUACUAUUUUUCUAAGAGAAUGCAGUUUCAUUCUGGUCAUUUAAAACAGUAAACAUUAUCUUGUUUACGUAUUAAUUCAUCUUUGAUUUUCUUCCAUGAAUUUCUUAAUGGGUCCUACGGUAUUUGAGUCAAACUAUAUAGUACAUAAAUAGUUUGUUUCACCAAAGUUGACUGAUAUCUAGUUUCAAUAUGUUGUUUUUUUAUAUGCCAUGUUCUUUAUAGCACAUUGUGAUAUUGUUACAUGUAAAUACCUAUACAAGAUAUUUAUUUGAAAAAUUAUCUAUUUUCUAUGUACUUUGCAAAGACUUGUUAUUGUUGCUGUCGCGCCUUUGCGAAGUAUUCCAAUGUGUUGUUUGUUAGUCAUGCUCCUUUGUGGUUAUUGUUUAGUGUUAAGACUGCUAUGAAAUUUCCCUCCUCCCCAAUCCAUUAACAAAAUUGAAGUAUCAAUAGCUGUUUCUGAAAAUGUAUUUUUCUCUCUUGAAACUUUGGUGAGAGCCAUCAGCCUCUUAUUAGAACUGAUAGAGGCUCUUCCAAUAAAAUUUGUUGUUUUCUUUAUCUUUAACCCAUUUUACCCAGUGAAACAAAAUAAUUUUUUUUUUACAAUGUCUUCCGUGUGUCUAAAUGUAAAGCCAAUUUUAACUGGUCAAAAUAAAUAUCUGAUUGUUUUC
Molecule: messenger RNA, 3653 nt
Organism: Frankliniella occidentalis (western flower thrips)
Lineage: Eukaryota; Metazoa; Arthropoda; Insecta; Thysanoptera; Thripidae
Exons: 11
Coding region: 278-2275 (665 amino acids)
Biological process (GO): COPII vesicle coat assembly
Molecular function (GO): calcium ion binding
Source: RefSeq, a predicted model, not a curated record